Molecule: messenger RNA, 1008 nt
Organism: Microbotryum saponariae
Lineage: Eukaryota; Fungi; Basidiomycota; Microbotryomycetes; Microbotryales; Microbotryaceae
Source: the annotation of a GenBank genome assembly
AUGGCACACGCCUCGACCGAACGUUACCUCGCCGACGGGUCGCACUACGGGGCCUCGCAAGUGCAUUCACCCAACGCGUUGUCGAGCGCAUCAACCAACUCGCCGCAAAUCUCCUACUACACCUCGACGCUCAGCUCCGACUACUCCCACGUCGUAGCCCCUUCGAUGGCGUCGACACCCCAGCUUGUUUCCAGACCUGAUAUCAAGACCAAGCUCGUUUGCGUUGGGGAUGGUGGCGUCGGCAAGACUUGUCUGUUGAUGGUCUACUCGGGGCACCCCUUUCCAACCGUCAGUUCCCUGCACCCUCGUCAUGACUAUUCAUGGCCCGAUGCUGUGAUAUGAGCUGUACGAUGCGCCGAAGGAACUUCAGAAGCUCACCCGCCCGAUGCACCUCCGUACAGGACUAUUGCCCGACCGUUUUCGAGAACUACGUCACGAACGUCUCAUUCGAGGACAAGGUUGUCGAAUUCGCGCUCUGGGACACGGCCGGACAGGAAGAGUACGAUCGACUACGUCCGCUCUCUUACCCCGAAAGUCACGUCAUCUUCAUCUGCUUCUCGUGCGAUUACCCACCGAGUUUGGAGAACGUCGAGGACAAGGUAGGUGCAAGGAUCCGCGAAUGAGAAUUCCAGGUCACACUGACUGAUGAACUCCUUCCCCGCAUCUAACGCCGCACAGUGGGCACCCGAGGUCUCUCAUUUCUGUGAGGGCGUGCCCAUCAUUCUCAUCGCGACCAAAAUCGAUCUCAGGUCGGACCAACAUGCUCGGGACCUGCUAGCGGCCCAAGGUCGACAUCCCGUCACGACAGAAGAAGGACAGGCGGUGGCACAAAGGAUCGGUGCAAGCUAUGCCGAGGUGUCGGCGAUGCACCGGAGAGGGGUCGAUGAGGUGUUUCAAUUGGCUUUGGACCUCGCUAUAAAGGGGACAAGUAGGAUCGGGCUCGGUGGGGCCGCGUACGAGGGGCCAAGGCGCAAGAUUCGCCGGAAACUAAACUGCACGAUCCUGUGA